AGUCACAUACGUUAAUUUCAAUCAACAAUCAUGAUAGAUCAAAAACAAAGCAGUCCGCGGCGAAAUACAUGACAUAUCUAAAACUAAAGGUAUAAGGCACAAAGGUAAAGAUAGGCGUCGAGCAUGCAGAGCUGCGAAUCGACAAUGCAAUUCCUGUUGAUUCGCCGAACUCGAUUUCUCUUUCUUUCUCUAUCUCCUCGUCCUUUCGAUCGGUUGAUUUUGUCAAAAGGGCAAGAGUCCGUGGCCGUGGCGACCGAUUAAUUUCCGACAAAAGGGGCUGCGUAUCUCAUAGCCCUCGAUCGGCCCCUCUAAAGCCUACCUUCGCCCUUAGUGGAGAAGCGUGUGUCCCUUUCUCCCUCACCCUCGUGAGUGGGGCAAGUUACCUUUUAUAAUGAAACCAUCCAAUCCGGAGUGGAGGGUGGGCACACGACGUUGCUAUAUUACCGUGGGGUGAACGCUGUCAGAUCUAACAGUCGUCCUUGGGAUAUCGUGCUUCGAAAGUGCAAGUUGCAAGAAGUUCAUGGAUUGACGAUUUCUCCAGUGAUGAAACUUGAGCAUCGUCCAGGCGUUACGUAAAGUCACAUACCAUCGAAGAAGCGUUGUUACUGCGGAGAUCGAAGAACUUUUCAUCGAAGGCCACUUUCAAAUUCUCCAGCAUGUGCGACGAAUUCAGCGCAAGAUUGUUUCGGCCCUGGAGCAACUUAGAUACGCGGGACUACUCGAAACAGAUCGAGGUACCAGUCGGUCAUGAUGAUGACCGUGACAUCGUCGUUGCUUGUGAAGGAAAAGAAGAAAAAGGGUGUUACAACAUCUUUAUGAUCCGUGGUAAAGCGAUCAAAGCCAGUUCCUCGGAAAUCGGAGUUUCUUCUCUUCACUUGCCUGAAAACUCUGGUGGCUCCGGACCCAGUGAAGAACAAUUGACAUCAAAGGUUGUUCAUCCGCUAAACGAUAAUUCGUUGCGCACAGCGGCUCAUCCAGUAUCCCCGGCUCAUCACAUAGUAGAUCCUGUUUUCCAUCCGAUGUACAGCUGGAAUUCGUUCCGCAAAUUUAAUUUACCGCACUCAACUUCGUUCGAUGCUGUGAUGAUGAGUGCGCGGUUACCGCCUCAGAUGGGAAUAGCCUAUCCACCUUGGGUAGAUAUUAGAAAAACGCAGUUUCUCAGCGCGUUUCAACCUUCGUACGAUGUUCGAGGCAAUCUCAAUGCAGAGACUAUAGACCGUACCGUCCAGAUCUUGCAGCGACAGGCAAAGGAACCGAGGAAAUUGCGUUCCAAAAGGUUUAGAUGCGAACACUGUAACGUCGCGUUUAGCAAUAACGGACAGCUCAAGGGACACAUCAGAAUACAUACCGGAGAAAGGCCAUUUAAGUGUGAUGUUGAAAAUUGUGGUAAAGCAUUUACGAGAAACGAGGAGCUAACAAGACACAAGAGGAUUCAUACCGGACUUCGACCGCACGCCUGUCUCGUUUGCGGAAAAAGUUUCGGAAGAAAGGAUCAUCUGAAGAAACACAUGAGGACACAUGAAAAUCGAGAUUAUAGAUUGUCGGCGGCUACAUUGGGAAUGUUUACACCGGGCCACAUAUUGUCGUCUCAAGGACUUCUAUUUCCACAUUACAAUUUUCCAACAUGACAUAUUUAUUCCUAACGACUACUUUAAUCAUUAUAAAGCAUAAAUAUAAUGUAUAUAAUGUAUAGAUGUUAUACGGAUAUUGAAUAAUGGUUGUUAACUUGAUAGAAUGAUUCUUGAUCUUUUUCAAGAAUCAUUUAUCAAGUUUGUUUUAUAAAUCGUACUAUAUUUUUUAUACAAUAUCCUUUAUAACACCUUAGCGAAUUUAUGCUGCUAGUCGAAUGUACAUA
Molecule: messenger RNA, 1855 nt
Organism: Bombus impatiens (common eastern bumble bee)
Lineage: Eukaryota; Metazoa; Arthropoda; Insecta; Hymenoptera; Apidae
Product: zinc finger protein 358
Exons: 2
Coding region: 657-1628 (323 amino acids)
Biological process (GO): regulation of transcription by RNA polymerase II
Molecular function (GO): DNA-binding transcription factor activity, RNA polymerase II-specific; RNA polymerase II cis-regulatory region sequence-specific DNA binding
Source: RefSeq, a predicted model, not a curated record